Messenger RNA from Pelmatolapia mariae (spotted tilapia), 6905 nucleotides. It is a transcript of the gene rdm1, whose product is annotated as RAD52 motif containing 1. Bases 363 to 1187 code for a protein of 274 amino acids. The record is from RefSeq and is a predicted model, not a curated record. Gene Ontology annotation, molecular function: RNA binding. The transcript has 7 exons. Gene Ontology annotation, cellular component: nucleolus. NCBI's taxonomy places the organism in Eukaryota, Metazoa, Chordata, Actinopteri, Cichliformes, Cichlidae.
GCAGACAAAAAAAGCUUCAUUGAACAAUCUCUCCACGAGAAUCACUAUGACAACACAGCAGAGGUAAAUAGCAAAGCAGAGACGGGAUUAUUAAAUCACAGCCGUGAGACUCGUGACGAACAACAUUAAAAUGACGCCAAACUGAUUUCCAGAAGCGUCUUCUUCCUCAGAGGAGUCAGGUCCGGCAGCGGGUGGACUUCAGUGAUUGGUUCUGUGGGAGAACGCUCUGAUUCGUCGAUCAUUGUCGCUCUGUCCCCUGAUUGGUUGCCGUGGCAGGCUCCGCCUCUCAGCGGAAGCGCGCUCCCCUCGCGACCCCGCUGAGCGCGUUAUCAGUGCAGGUGAGCGGCACACGUGCGGCCGGGAUGGAGGCGGAGGUCGUGGACUUCCGGGUUCCCGUGGAGAGCAAUAAGACGGUGCUGGUGUGGGACAUCCCGCCGACCCACGGCGAGGCGCACAUCCACGCCCGGCUGUAUGCUGUCUUCUCGUCCUUCGGUCCUGUGUACCUGUUGAAGGUGAGCCCUAACGCUCCGCUCCACCCUCCUGGUUUUUACGCCCUCAUCAAGUUCUUCUCUGCGGCUCACGCCGCUGCAGCUCAGCGCGUCACAGACGGACACCUGCUGCUUGACGACUCGCCGCUGAAGGUGAAGCUGAGCUCCAAGCAGACGCCUCACUUCCUGUCUGGCAGCAGCAGACUUCUGAGCCACGCCCACUGUCUGGAACUGGCCAAUCACGUCCUGGGAUUCAACGGCUGGACCUCUGACAUCAUCACACUGAAGAAGCUCACCAACGAAGAAGGCGGCGAGGAGGAGGAGGGGGGAGGGGCCGGGCAGAGGAGGCUGAAGUUCGGCUGCGUGCUGCAGCUCCGCUUCCCUCAUCACGGACAGACGAGCAGAGGAGCUGCGGUGCUGGAUGACUGCUUCACCUUCACAGGUCCAGAUGUAUUCCUGCAGAGGUGCUGCAGGCUGCAGAGGUUGGUCAGAGAGAAGGCUCUGGUUCAGGCCUUCAGCUCCGUGCUGCUCAUACUUCUAGGUAAUGGGAAAGUGAUGGUGGAGGUGAAACAGACCCCUGAUCAGUUUUUAGCUGAUGACACUGAAGGAGUCCUGCAGGUGAACGAGUUUUCCUGGACAGAGGGUCCUACUGAUGAAGAGGAGGCUGACGAUGCAGAGUGGGCUCUGACUGUGUCGUAGAUCAGGACUGUGGGUGGGUGUGACGUGUUUCUGAGAGGAAAGCUUUCAGGUGUAGAAACAAAACAACGGCGCUCCCCGACGCGACGCUGCGGCUGUACGAGGACGGGAAAACUGAUCCUGAGAUCCAGAAGCUCAUGGCACACACACACACGCACACAGCUGUGAAACAGCACCGAUCAGCUGUGCGUGUUGCUCUCGUCCUCUCUGCAGCAGUGAAUCAUGAGUUCCCACACAGCUGUUACAGUUUCCCUCAUUAUUUAUGUUUUGGUUUGAGGUUUUAUUUUGAAUCACCAGACUGGAUUUUCUUGUUUCCCUGUCAGUUUGAUUUGUUUUAAUAAUUAGGAUAAAAGAACUGUGAAAUAAAUAAAAGCACUGACUCAGUUUGUGGAUGUCCAUCAAAGAACUCUGACAGUAACUCUUUAUUGUCAUUGCACGGUCAUACAUAGUACAGUGAAGCUAGAAAACUGUCCCACGUCGGCACUACAUACAACACGGCACCACACAGUAGCUUCACUUAGUAAUAAAAUGAAGAAUAAGAGUAUGUGUAUUGCACGCUGUUAUUAUUGCACCUUGUUAAAAAUAUAACUGUUGUUAUUGUUGUUACCGCCCAAAAAGUCCAGGGAGGUGGCCAAUCAGGUCAGCUGUUAGCAUUGAUUAGGGCUACUGCCCUGUUGUAGAAGCUGUUUGUGCGGGACUUCAGCAGCUUAAAGACCCGGUGUCCUGGGUGUGUGCGGUCCUGUAGGAUGCUGCGUGGUCUCUGGAGACAGUGAGUGAGACUCAGCUUCUUUCCUUUGACUUGAAUAAAUUGGAAGAGGAAGGAUGUUCAUAUGAGACCUGAUUGUGAUGAAGCAGCUGAACUUUGAGAUGUUUGAGAAAGUCUCUGUAGAAAGUGGAUGUCCUGAAGCUAAGUGGGCUUUGAUGGUUCAGAGAGAAUAGAAUAGAUCUUUAUUGUCACUCUUACAAGAACAAUGAGACAGUUUGGCAUCUCUCCGUUGGCAGCAUGUAGAUCAAAAUAGACUCAAGUUUAAGAGGUACCAACACAGGGAAUGUAUGUAAUACACAAAAACAGAGCUGCCUAGAUCACUUAAAUUACACAAUGGAAAGCAUAUGUGUAUUGUUUGUGUAUUUAUACACAGGCACUCAUAUAUAUUCAAAUAAUUUAAAAAAAACGUUCAUUUACCUGUUACUACCACACACCAAAUCAGGUCGUUGGUACUUCCUGGCUUGUGUAGCCACUAGGAUCCUGGAGCAACUGUUUUGGAGUUUGUACGUGCUUUGUCUCUAGGGGCCACCGUAAAUAUAUUUUUAUUCAUUCACUCCACAUAAAGGGCGUUUCUCAAUAUGCGUACUUGUGCGUACUUGUGUUCUCGUGUACUCGUGAUACGUCAUCAGUCGGAGACCAAGUACUGUUCCAAUUCGAAGUACGCAUCAAGCCGAGAACGCGAAAAAGUCCCGGAUGUGUUCUCGCUCCACCCGUUUUAUCGAGCAUGCAUCGGUGUGGACUUGGUACAGCUAAAUAUCCCAGAAUGCAUUUCGUCCAAAACUCAACAGCGGACUCCCGGCACAUCGUUUCCACCCCCCUCCCCCCCCCCGCUCGCGGUCUUCUCACUACUCAGGUUAAAGAAACCCCAGCAGCUGUCUAUAGUAUUGAGUGUCCACUAAAAUAAAAAUAAAAGCGUUCUAACAUCUCACCUGCUUGUUUUUAUUAAGGUAUGUACACGUAUGUACAUGUACACUAUUUUUAUUAAUAGAGGUUUCACUACUGAGGUUAAAAAUGAUAUAUAAGUCACUUAGAUCACUUCUAAAUGUUAAUGUUUGGUUUAUUUCAGUGUUUUAUUUGUUCCUGAGUAAACUGGUUUGGCUGUGAUUAAAGUUAAGCUUCAUAACAUGUUACUCACAGUUAAAUUAAGAGGGGACGGCAGUAAAAACUCCGGACCUGUGACAUCAUCACGUACGCUGGUGUUCCAAUUGUACAAAUUGCGAGUCCGUGCUCGCGUUCUCGGCGAGUCCGUACUCCCGUGCGUUCUCGGCCAGUACGUACUCGCCGAGAACGCGAGUACGUACUCGCGUACUUGAGAAUUGAGAAACGGCCAAAAUGUAAUAAAUCAAUUAUAAAAUACAAAAAACAACUAUUUAUAUUUCAACUUUUCACUAUUUAAAUUUUCAGCUUUUUCUUUUAAACAAAUUUAAAGUGAAACAACACAAAACACUGCAAACCACAACACAAUUAAAUAUAAAUUAAAAUAUGAAAACAAAAAGAAGAUGGACAUUCUCUGUCAUACAGGCCUGGGAUGAUUUUUUGGGAGAGUGUUUUCCUGCUUGGAGUUGCAUACAUAGGAUUCACUGCAUGAAUAAACUAUCUGAAUCCUUUAUCAUCCUACUGAAAAUAGUUGUGGAUGAUUACUAUACCUUUCUAAUGUGACGAUUGCGGCUCUUGUUGUGGCUCCUGGCUCUUUCUCUCUCUCUCCCUCCCACUCUGUUCCCGUGCUACUUAGGGAUAGGUACCAGUCGGUAUAUACCGGCACCGGUUCUGACAUAAACGGUAGUAACCAGACCAAAAAGCAGCGCACAUUUCGGUGCUUUAUUUCGGUGCUUUUUUUUCCUGAGAUGUCAUACACUUUGGAUUCUAGCCAAUCAUUUUACCUUUGCAAGGAUAGUAGGCGGGCCCAGGUACGUACGUUCUUUUAGAGCAGAGCUACAGAUUAAAAAUGCCCAAGGCAAAGCGGUCAGAAGUCUGGCUGUACUUCACAGCAAAAGACGCAAACUCAGCAGCCUGCAACAAGUGCUUUAAGGUGAUACUGUGCAAAGGAGGUAACACCUCGAAUCUGAUGAAACACCUGGCGAUGCAUAGCGUUUUUUUAAAAGCCGAGAAAUGCACCGUAUUUGAUAGCUUGCUGCGAGACCUCACACCGAGCACAUCUACUGCGGGUGUGGUGCCUGUUAUCGGACCUGGAGUUAGCAACAUCCCCCAAAAACCCGAAGAGGAGAGUCCUGGCCCCUAGCCCUGCCAGUGUAGCAGAAAUGAUGAGGAUGAUGAUGGCAGCAGCAGCCGUUCUUCUCUGCAUGAGUAGCUUAAUGUUGUUCGUGUGUAAUUUACGUUGAGUAGUGUGAGAUUAUUAUAUUAUCUUAUGCCAUGUUAUACCCCUAAUUAAAGAUUGUGAAACUAUUAUGUAGUUUUAGUUUGCAUUAUUCUCUUGACUUAGAAGAAGGUGAUAACUAUUAGAUUUAUUAGACUGAUUUGUAUUACAUUAGACUGCUGAUUUAUUGUGAAUAAAUGAUAUUGUUUUAUGAUGCAUUAUACUGCGGAGUUAUAAGAAAUACUGUUUUCAGAGAGUCAUGGCCUUAUUUGUCUGAUUAGAAGAGAACAGAGCAUACCGGAGAGGUUUUCUGCCCCAUCUCAUCAGGAGGAGAUAAAACAGGAGCCAAGGCCGUCACUUAGGCGCCGUAAGAGAGAAAGAAUGUGAAUGUUUAGGUUUUUACGACUAGGUGGGGGCCACCAGAGGCUAUAAGAGUUUGAGUAACCCUCCACCAUUUUGAGAUUUGCUGUGACCCUCUGCAUGCAUGUCUCCCCAUCCGGAUGGUUUAUGCUCAAAAGUGUUGAAUUGUAUUGAAAUUCAACACUGGAGAUUUAACAGUAGUUAACCACGUUAUUAUAUUAAUGCACGUAAGGUGAACUAGCAAACACCGUCGUAGUUACAUGCGGCUGUCUUCUUGUUUGAUAGCAGAUACUCCCUUCACCCUGACCAAAAAGGCUAAAAUGACCAAAGAAAAAGUGGAAAACAGCUAAACAUGAGAGGUUUUUGGACAAAGUUUGUUUUUUUUCCAUUGUUUAAGCACUGCUUCCAGCCAAGAGUGAUACCAUAUAUGCCCUAUAGCUGCAGAAAAGGCUAACAUUGUUAUCUUUUUACAAAAAAACAGCUAAACAUGAGAGGUUUUUGUACAAAGUUUGUGUUCUCCAUUCCUCGAGCACCGUUUAAGCACCGGCACCGUUUCAAAAGUACCGGUUUGGCACCGUUAUCAGAUAAAACCUAAACGAUACCCAUCCCUACAGUGCUACUGCGAGUGUAACUAACGCCCCUCCCCCCUCUGCUCAGCGCAAGCACAAGGCUAACGUGCGGAGUGAAGCGGAAAAAGUGCAAGAGAGAGAGAGAGAGAGAAAGAAAAAAAAAAACUGCUCCGGCUCGCAUCGUUCACUUCAAAGAUCCGGCUCUGAGAUCACUAGUUGGCAGCCCAAACUUAUGGAAAUGGCUUCAGGACCAAAGUUAAUAAAUCAACAUCGGACAAACUUACAAAAUGGAUUGUUCUGGACUAUAAUAAUAUUAAUAAUAAUAAUACAUUUUAUGUAUAGGUGCCUUUAAGACUCUCAAGGUCAGCUUACAAUAACACAAGAACAACAGCAGCAAGAAAAUAUAAUAAACAUGGCAAAAUAAGAUUUAGACUUAAGGUAAAAACAAAACAAAAACAAGCAUAAAAGUAUAAAACCUGAGCAAGGUAAAAAUGGACUAAGACAGAUCAGGUGUAUGCAAUUCUGAAUAGAUGGUUUUGAGACGUGAUUUUAAAGUGAGAGAGAGUUGGUGGUCUGGAGAUCUGCUGGAAGUGCAUCCAAAGUCUCGGACAGAACAACUAAAGGCUCUGAGUUUCGUGGUAGUCAGGCGAGGAGGUGGAGCAGACAGAAGGGAAGCUGGAGAAGAGCGAAGUGGACGAGGGGGUGAGUACGUAUGAAGAGCAGAUAAAUAUGGAGGAGCGAGGUUAUGAAGCACUUUGAAAGUGAGAAGCAGGAUCUUGAAAUUGACACAGAGGUGAACUGGGAGCCAAUGGAGCUGUUUAAGAACAGCUGUUAUAUGUUCAGUGGAUCUAGUUCUGGAAAUAAUAGCUGUAUUUUGAACUAACUGCAAUUUAUGGAGGGAUUUAUGAGGCAGACCACAGAGAAGAGAAUUACAGUAAUCUAAACGAGAUGUGACGAGCAUUGACGAGCAUGGCGGUACUGUUUGAGGUGAGUGAGGGACGAAGGCGGUUAAUAUUACGGAGAUGAAAGUAGGAAGACCGAGUGAUAUUAUUUAUUUGCUGUGAAGGACAGAGUGCUAUCGAGGAAAGCACUAUAGACCACUAUCAGUGAUAGAAGAUAGGGGGUUAGAAAAUGUGCUACAGUUAGCGUCAGGUGAUUCAACUUUCAAAUAGAAAGACUAUUUUAAGUAAAAUUCAAAAGCUUUUUUCCUGCUUUAGACAAAUGUUAGGAUUCAGAAAUUCUUUUAUUUCUGCCAUAUAAUCUGCCUUAUGAUAAUUGCAUUAAUAACAUGUUUUAUAGCAUUAUUUUAUCAGUAAUAUUUCUUACAGGGUUAAUUGCAUGCAGGCUUACAUUACACAUAUUAAUCUAGUAGCAGGCCUGAGCGAAGGCCCAAGUGUCUUCUGCUUCUUUCUGAGACCUGCGGCAGUUCUGUCUACUUAGUGAUUGGUGACGAGGGUCAAUAAUUAGCCACUAGAGACCCUGAGGUUUGAAGUUUAUUACCUUAAAAGGCGAGUGUUAUAGAAUAGAGAAGUUAUAUGUCUGAUUAUAGCUAUUAAAAAUGUACAAGAUGUACCCAUGUCUGUCAACAAUGUAUUUUUGACCUGUACUUGACGUGUAUGUGGGGGCGUACAUUUUCUGUUCUAUAAAACCCCCAUUCAGUGUAUUCUUGUCAGAAGAGGACAUAUGCUGAUGCUUCUUCUCCUGUGUAAUAA